This is a messenger RNA of Zygosaccharomyces rouxii, 2304 nucleotides long. RefSeq names its product 5-methyltetrahydropteroyltriglutamate-homocysteine S-methyltransferase (gene MET6). The record is from RefSeq and is a predicted model, not a curated record. NCBI's taxonomy places the organism in Eukaryota, Fungi, Ascomycota, Saccharomycetes, Saccharomycetales, Saccharomycetaceae. The transcript has a single exon. Gene Ontology annotation, molecular function: 5-methyltetrahydropteroyltriglutamate-homocysteine S-methyltransferase activity; zinc ion binding. Bases 1 to 2304 code for a protein of 767 amino acids.
AUGGUUCAAUCUGCUGUACUUGGUUUCCCAAGAAUUGGUCCUAAUAGAGAACUUAAGAAGAUCACUGAAUCUUACUGGAAGGGUAAGGCUUCAGUUGAUGAAUUGCUAAAAGUUGGUAAGGACAUCAGAGUUGCAAACUGGAAAUUGCAGAAAGAUGCUGGUGUUGAUAUCAUUCCAUCUAAUGAUUUCUCUUACUACGAUCAAGUUUUAGACUUGUCAUUGUUGUUUAAUGUGGUCCCAGAGCGUUACACCAAGUACGAUUUACCACUAUUAGACACUAUGUUUGCUAUGGGUAGAGGUUUGCAAAGAAAGGCAACUGAAACCUCCAAGGCUGUCGAUGUCACAGCAUUGGAAAUGGUUAAGUGGUUUGACUCCAACUACCACUACGUGAGACCAACUUUCUCCCAUUCCACCGAAUUCAAAUUGAAUGGCCAAAAGCCAGUUGAUGAAUAUUUGGAAGCUAAGGAGCUAGGUAUCCAAACUAGACCAGUUCUAUUGGGUCCUGUUUCUUUCUUGCUUUUGGGUAAGGCUGAUAAGGGUUCUCUAGACUUGGAACCAUUGUCUCUUUUGGAGCAAUUGUUGCCUCUUUACAAGGAAAUCUUGUCUAAGCUACAGGCUGCUGGUGCCACUGAAGUUCAAUUGGAUGAACCAGUUCUAGUGUUGGACUUGGAAAAGUCUGCUCAAGAUGCUAUCAGAAAGGCCUACGAAUACUUGGGUAAGCAAUCUGGCUUGCCCAAGAUUACUUUGGCUACCUAUUUCGGUACUACUUUGCCAAACUUGGACUCUUUGAAGAACUUGCCAAUUGGCGGUCUACACUUCGAUUUUGUCAGAGGUCCUGAGCAAUUCGACAAGGUCUUGGAUAUCGUCAACAAGGACCAAACUUUGUCCGUUGGUAUCGUCGACGGUAGAAACAUCUGGAAGAACAACUUCGCCAAAUCAUCCGAAUUGGUUAACAAGGCCGUUGCCAAGUUGGGUUCUGACAGAGUUGUUGUUGCUACAUCCUCUUCUUUGUUGCACACUCCUGUUGAUUUGGAAAAUGAACCAAAGUUGGACCCAGAAAUUAAAGAUUGGUUCUCCUUCGCUACUCAAAAGGUCAAGGAAGUCGUUAUCAUCACCAAGAAUGUUGCAGGUGAAGAUGUUGAGGCUGAAUUGGAAGCCAACGCUAAAUCUGUUGCCACCAGAGCUGCUUCCAAGAGAACCAACGACGAAGCUGUUCAAAAGAGAGUUGCCUCCAUUAACGAAAAAUUGUCCACUCGUCUAGCUCCAUUCGCUCAGAGAUUAGCUGAACAAAAGAAGGUUUUCAACUUGCCAAUCUUCCCAACCACCACCAUUGGUUCUUUCCCUCAAACUAAAGAUAUCAGAAUCAACAGAAACAAAUUCGUUAAGGGUACCAUUUCCGCUGAGGAAUACGAAAAAUUCAUCAACUCUGAAAUCGAAUCUGUUAUCAGAUUCCAAGAAGAAGUUGGCCUUGAUGUCUUGGUCCACGGUGAACCUGAAAGAAACGAUAUGGUUCAAUACUUUGGUGAACAGAUCCAAGGUUACACUUUCACCGUUAACGGUUGGGUUCAAUCCUACGGUUCUAGAUACGUCAGACCACCUAUCAUUGUCGGUGACUUGUCCAGACCAGAGGCCAUGUCCGUUAAGGAAUCUGUCUACGCUCAAUCCAUCACCACCAAGCCAGUUAAAGGUAUGUUGACCGGUCCAGUCACUUGUUUGAGAUGGUCUUUCCCAAGAGAUGAUGUGGACCAACAGACCCAAGCAUUGCAAUUGGCUCUUGCAUUGAGAGACGAAGUUAACGAUUUGGAAGCCGCUGGUAUUAAGGUCAUCCAAGUCGAUGAGCCUGCUAUCAGAGAAGGUUUGCCAUUGAGAGCUGGUGAAGAGAGAAGUGCAUACUUGAAAUGGGCUGCUCAAGCUUUCAGAGUUGCCACUUCUGGUGUGCAAAACAAGACUCAAAUUCACUCUCACUUCUGUUACUCUGAUCUAGAUCCAAACCACAUUAAGGCACUAGAUGCUGAUGUGGUCUCCAUCGAAUUCUCUAAGAAGGAUGAUCCUCACUACAUUGCUGAAUUCAAGGAAUAUCCAAACCACAUUGGUUUGGGUCUUUUCGACAUUCACUCUCCAAGAGUUCCAUCAAAGGAAGAAUUCAUCUCUAAGAUUGAGAACAUUUUGAAGAGUUAUCCAGCUGACAAGUUCUGGGUUAACCCAGACUGUGGUCUAAAGACCAGAGAUUGGGAAGAAACUAGGGCAAGUUUGACUAACAUGGUUGCUGCUGCUAAGCACUUCCGUGAACAGCACAAGAAAUAA